UUCAAGUUUAAACAUGAAGUUUUUGCUAGUUUUCGUAGUGGUAAUUGUCYCAAUCCUUGGCACUUUCGCUAUGGAUGAGGCUUUUCUCGAGCAAACCAGAGACAGGGUUAAAGCCGUUGUGAAAGAAUGUGUCGCUGAAGAAAAAGCCACUGAUAGUGAUUUUGACGAUAUAAUGGCCAUGAAAAUCCCCACCAGUCAUGAAGGGCAAUGUGUGUAUUUUUGUUCACACAAAAAAUUCAACAUGCAACAUCCCGACGGUUCUAUCAACAAAGAGGGGGCUUUGGACACUUUUGAGGUUGUGAAAGACGUUGAUGCAGAAUUUCACGAUAAAGUUAUCACUGUUUACAAUCACUGUAUUUCGACUCCUGUGGUCCCCGACCCUUGUGUCUACUCCGUUAACUUGUUUCAGUGUUUCAUAAAAGAGGGCAAAGCUGUUGGGAUUCAUGAACUUAUCAUAAAAUAAUAAGUUGGAGCUUAAGGCAAUGUAGAAAUGGACUCAAGUUUUUAGCAAUAAAUUGAUGCAUUAUUA
Molecule: messenger RNA, 529 nt
Organism: Tribolium madens (black flour beetle)
Lineage: Eukaryota; Metazoa; Arthropoda; Insecta; Coleoptera; Tenebrionidae
Product: general odorant-binding protein 19d-like
Exons: 6
Coding region: 14-463 (149 amino acids)
Biological process (GO): sensory perception of smell
Molecular function (GO): odorant binding
Source: RefSeq, a predicted model, not a curated record